Molecule: messenger RNA, 1374 nt
Organism: Laccaria bicolor S238N-H82
Lineage: Eukaryota; Fungi; Basidiomycota; Agaricomycetes; Agaricales; Hydnangiaceae
Exons: 10
Coding region: 1-1374 (457 amino acids)
Source: RefSeq, a predicted model, not a curated record
AUGUUCAGACUCCGAUCGAACUCUAACCAGCACAACUGCGAGCCUCUGACUGCAAGUCCAUCUCACUCUCGAAUCCCCGCCAUGGACGACGCAACUUUUGAAACUGUCUAUGAUCCAGCUAGUCAAGAUACGCAGCAUAGUAAUCAACUAAAGACCUUCAAACCUCCGAAACGGGUUCAGCGGCCCAAAACUUGCGUGGAAGGCAUCUUGCUUUACUUCAAGCUCAUGUACAAACGGCGAAACAUGGUCAGAAUGCCAGCCAUCUCGACGGAGUCUUUCCCUCUCUUCCUGAACAGUGUGCUUGCCUGUCUCUUUUACAUCAUCACAUUCAGGAGAUCUGCUUGGUAUCGCUUGUCCGCGGAGUUUUUACAACAACGCGUUGAGGCAACUUUUCCUCUUCUGAAAGUGGCGGUUCAGUCUGCGGCUCAGUCUGGGGACUUUUCGGCAGAAUCAAUGAAGUAUCAAAUGUCGCAAUUGGGAACGCGCUCAAGUGAAGAAUACUACGUCGACGAAUGGAACGCCAUUGAAUUUACGUCUUUGGACGAUCAUUGGACCCACUUCCUUCCUCAGUUCAACAUUUCAGGUCCGCGGGAUGUUCUGAGUUAUGCAGGUGUUAUGCUUGUGAUGGUUUCUCUAAUAUUCUCCACCAUUCUGGAAGUAAGGCCACCCCUUGGAGUGUGCAUCUUCGCCACGGGUAUGAACUACCUCAUGACCUCGGUUGCAUACGUGGAGAAGUUUGGUGAUCUCCAUUAUUGGACCUACCAGGGCUUCGAGUGGGUAAACGCGUUAAGUCCUAGACCGAGCGUUGGCAUAUGGUGGGAAAUUGAGUUGAUGGUGAUGCCCUCGGUGUGGCACGCAAGUCACUAUAUGCUAUUAUUCUUGCUCCUCCUCUCCUUCAAAUUCUUCAGAUUCGUAUCAGAAAGUCAUGUGUGGUACUAUGUAGCGGGGUUGCUUUACGUCUUUGGAAUGGCGCAUUCACAAAAAUCUGGCUUGCUUCGCCAUAAGUGCAGCGCCAGUGCCAUGUCUAUUACCCCACUCACACGCGCGACCUUCAUCGCUGCCAACCAUGUUCAAGUCGCACUCUCCCAGAAGACCAUGUACGAACUAGUCGAGGGCGAAGAAGGAGUUAAAGAGGUGCCUAUACCAGAGAGCUUCAAGAAGUCCGGUAUCCCACAAGGAUAUACUGUUGAUCCAGCAACGGUGGUGGCCUCCCUUGCCAAGUCUGGCAUUACCACAGAGGAGCAGUUACCUGAUGGCUUGCUCGAGGGAUUUAAAGAUGUCAUCAAUGCAUCUACCAAUCUGAAUAUCAUACCAACAUCCAAAAGAGCUAUUGAGGAUGCUUCACUCGCCAAAGACGAUGCCGAAGAGAAAUAG